CCAUCCCGACACGAGUUGCAUUUUAGAUAUAAAAAACGGCAAUAUCCCGACAGUAAAUUACACAGUUUCGACAGAAAUCCAACAGAGAUGAAACGCAUAAUCGUAGCGAUUCUAACGUUGUCGGCCAGCACUUUACUAUUGGCCGAUGAGAAUGGUUCCAAUAGACAGAUAUCACCACUACCAGCCAACAUAACAUGCGAUCCAAAUUACAAGUACCGCAGUUACGACGGGUCGUGCAACAAUCUACUCAACCCACGUUUCGGACAAGCGGGCACCAUUUUUCAACGUUUGAUGGGCCCCGCAAAUUACGCCGACGGUAUCUCCAAGAUUCGUUUGUCUCAAUCGGGUGCACCUCUACCGAGCGCUCGCCUCAUCACCACCACCGUGACAGUCAACGAAAGUGUAUCAAAUCCGGACGUCUCUUUCAUGACGAUGCAAUGGGGACAGUUCCUGGACCACGACUUAACUAAGAUAACACAAUUUACAGUCGCUGGAGGUUGUUGUGAUGGAGGAAGAUUCGGUAACGUGACAGCCAAUCCCAAUCCUGAAUGCUUGCACAUUCUCGUCCCAAAUAACGACCCUACCUACACCAAUGCUAAUUGCAUCAACAUGAUUCGCUCAAACUUCGGCCUGUACCUGAAUGGUAGCACACCGACUGCCAGAGAACAGGUGAAUUCUUUAACCCACUGGAUUGAUGGAUCCCAAAUAUACGGAAGCAGUAACGCCACCGCUCAAUCCCUCCGCAACACAACUUCCAAAAGAGGUUUAAUGAAUGUUUCCUUUAAAAACGGCAAGGUUCUGCUGCCUCUGACCAAUACCUGUUGCACCGAUAAUACCACUACAUGCGCCGAGGCCGCUUCAUGCUUCGUUGCAGGUGACAGCAGAGUGAAAGAACAGACGUUGAUAACUAUCAUGCAUACUUUGUGGCUCCGCGAACAUAAUCGAGUAGCUAAUGCUCUGUACGCCAAAUACGGAGCAAGCAAAACCGACGAAUUUUAUUACCAAGAAGCUCGUCGCAUCGUCAUUGCCGAAUUGCAGCACAUCACAUACAACGAGUUCCUUCCCGUCAUAAUUGGUCCUUCCGCACAGUUUAAGGGUCCGUACAGCAACAAAAACAAUUCUGCUCUUUUCAACGAAUUUACCACGGCUGCCUAUCGAAUGGGUCAUUCAUUGAUUCGUAGUUUCAUCAGAGUGUACGAAGCUGAUGGAACUAGAAGCAAUCAAAGUUAUUUGCUCGGCACCUCAUUUGGUACUGCUACUCGCCUUCUCAAUCCAAACUUUAUUGACAAUGCGAUUCGCGGUCUUCUCAAAACACCUGCGCAGACGGUGGACGAAUGCUUUGCCGACGACAUUACUAGCCAACUUUCGAAAACACCUACAGCCCUACUCGGUGGUGAUUUGAUAUCAAUAAAUAUGCAACGCGGACGAGAUCACGGUCUGCCGAAUUACAUUAAAGCCCGACAAAUUGCCUUGAAUUUGAAAACACCACUCCCAACGACAUUUGAUGCUCUAAAUUCAACCACUUCACCAGAAAUUGUAACAUAUUUCAAGAAAAUUUAUGGCUCGGUGAACGACAUUGAUUUAUACAUCGGUGGAGUAACAGAGACAAAAGCACCAGGAUCUCUGGUGGGACCAACAUUUACUUAUAUUAUAGCUAAGCAAUUUGAGAACCUGAGGCAAUCUGAUCGUUUCUUCUAUACCGAUGUAACGCAAUCGGUUUCUUUCACUGCAAAUCAACUGGUCGAAAUCAAGAAAGUGAGUCUUGCCCGCAUCAUCUGUGACAACAGUGAUGGAACUAUUGCGCAAAUUCAACCGCAGGCCUUCCGUACACCAACUGUCACAAAUAUGCCAACUUCAUGCAGUAGCAUUCCAAAAAUGGACUUUGUGAAAUAUACCAAAUAAGCAUCUGUAUGGGUAUCAAGAAAAUGCAUGGUUUUCACAGGCAGUUUUAAGAAAAAUUGUGUUGUAAAAUGGUGAAGGGAGGGGGGACUAAGGGAAAACCAAUAGAAGACUACAUUGUCUGUAUACUUUGAUAAAUCUAAUUUUCCUUUGAAUAGUACAUGUUCUCUAUACUACGACAGAAAAUAUAGCUAUUUCCCC
This is a messenger RNA of Daphnia pulex (common water flea), 2100 nucleotides long. Its product is annotated as peroxidasin-like. The transcript has 13 exons. NCBI's taxonomy places the organism in Eukaryota, Metazoa, Arthropoda, Branchiopoda, Diplostraca, Daphniidae. The coding region runs from base 88 to 1902 and encodes 604 amino acids. The record is from RefSeq and is a predicted model, not a curated record. Gene Ontology annotation, molecular function: heme binding; peroxidase activity. Gene Ontology annotation, biological process: response to oxidative stress.